Molecule: messenger RNA, 1527 nt
Organism: Annulohypoxylon truncatum
Lineage: Eukaryota; Fungi; Ascomycota; Sordariomycetes; Xylariales; Hypoxylaceae
Product: acyl-CoA N-acyltransferase
Exons: 1
Coding region: 678-1292 (204 amino acids)
Molecular function (GO): acyltransferase activity, transferring groups other than amino-acyl groups
Source: RefSeq, a predicted model, not a curated record
CCCUCAUAAACCCAAGCCUGUGCGUCCCCAUUGUAGACUAGAUGAUCGACGAUAGUCCUAUUCAGGAUUCUCGGCAGCUGUUCUCUUUGCGGGGUUAAGGGUUAGUAUCCCUCAACGAGCUCACCACUCUUGUUAAGUAUCUAGGAUUCCCCAUCUAAGAUCUAGGGACCACGCGUAGGCGAAGGCUGUCGAUUCUUGGUUAAGGGCUCAAGGAUCCAUAAUAAUAUUUCUGUAGCAACGCAAUUCUGGGAAUGAUACAUACUCACGAUUGACAGGUUUCUUUGUCGAGUGUUAUUCUAGAGAUAACAGAACUAAAAUUGGCAGGUAUUCGAAGGGCAUGAGCCCUAGAAACCCUUUGACUACUGCAAGGAUUCAUUAGCGAGUCGGAAUCGGGGUCGGUAAGUGAGUCACAUACAGGACAUCGAACCACCAUGUCCUGAAUCACAUCUUCCCGGGUCUGAAUAGUCUCAAAUCGAAUCCCAAACAAACCAAUUCUUCGUAUCAACAAAUGAUCAUAAUUUGAGGACAUGCUUUAAUGAAUCAUAAACUCCUAUAUCGGCAUUUUACUAUAACCGGGAUAAAGAACUCAUCUUGACAAAGACCAAUCAUAUAUCCCCGGUUCUCAUCCCAUAAUACCAACUAUAAACUCUCACAUAUCACUCUCGCUACAAAUCAGCAUGUCAAUCCAAAUUCGAAAGGCGACUGAGUCUGAUAUCCCAGCCAUAAUAGACACCUAUUUCGACGCAUUCCGCGACCAUCCGCUCACCCUGAGAGCCUUCUUCCCGGGCUCGGAAUCUGCGGUGAGAUGGUGGUCUGAGUCGAUAGGCGCCGAUCUACAAGAUCCCAACGCUCACUUUCUAAUUGUCACCGACUCGGCCUCCGCGGACCCGGAGAGGGUCGUCGCCUUUGGUAAAUGGCGCGAGUGGCUUACGUCUACGACUCCUCCGGCACCACCAGCGCCUAAGUGGCCGGAAGGUGCCGAUGUCGCGCUUCUGGAGAAGUUCUUUUUGACGAUUGAGAAGAAGCACAGGGAGAUACUAGAAGAUCGGCCACACUUGUAUCUAGAUAUCUUGGGUGUGCGGAAGGAGGUUCAGGGGAAGGGUAUAGGGAGUCGGCUAGUGAAGUGGGGGAUAGCCAAAGCUGAUGAAGCGGGAGUUGAAGCAUUCCUUGCUGCUAGUCCAGCUGGAGCUCCUAUGUAUCAGAAACAUGGAUUUGAAAUACAUUCGACGGUACCUAUGGGUGAAGGAGGACGCGUGGAAACUUUUAUGCUGCGGCCAGCCAAGAAGCCCUAGUCCUGCCAUCCAAGCAUCAUAGUGAGCGUUCUUGAGAUGAGAGCAGGUUUAAAGGCAUCAAGCGAAUGGCGAUUAGGUAUCAAGCCUAUGAGACAUUCACGUAUAUCCAUAGUUAUACACAAGAUCAUGGUUUCCUCAAGGAAACUUUAUGGUUAUGAGAAGAUGAAGAGAUGUAUUAAAGAGAAUAAGAAUAACUAUGAAUAACAAAGAAGUCUUCGUUCUGAUUAAAACAAUA